Messenger RNA from Letharia columbiana, 1107 nucleotides. RefSeq lists its product as uncharacterized. The record is from RefSeq and is a predicted model, not a curated record. Gene Ontology annotation, biological process: transmembrane transport. The coding region runs from base 1 to 1107 and encodes 368 amino acids. The transcript has 2 exons. Gene Ontology annotation, molecular function: transmembrane transporter activity. Gene Ontology annotation, cellular component: membrane. Lineage: Eukaryota; Fungi; Ascomycota; Lecanoromycetes; Lecanorales; Parmeliaceae.
AUGGGUCACGGGAUGUCCGUCUGCUGCGCAGCUCACGUCGACGCUGGUGCGGGGGCUGGUGUUGUUGAGGAACCCGAAUGCGAGUGUGGAUGCAUUGUGGCAGACGACGUCGUUUAUUAUGCUGUUCCUGGUGGCCGCGGCUGCAUCAACAUCUUCUGCGCAAGACAACUUCCGGUAACGGAAGGGAUAUCAGUGGUUGUUCAUGUUGUCGGCUUUUUUGUCUUCAUGACCGUCUUGUGGGUGACUAGCGAUCAUGCACCAGCCCAACAGGUUUUCACGCAGUUUCAAGAUAAUGGCGGCUGGGGUAACACUGGACUGUCGGCUCUCGUUGGCACUCCGACACCUUUGUGGUGCUUCCUCGGCCCGGAUGCCGGCGCUCAUAUGAGCGAAGAGCUAAAGGACGCUUCGCGUGUUCUGCCUUCCGCGAUGAUGUGGGGUUCCUUCUUCAACGCUUCAUUGGUCUUGCUGAUGCUCAUCACGCUAUGCUUCUGUCUGGGUCCGGACUGGCAGGAUAAUGUGCUGGGACUUACGAAUCCGACGCAGACUGGCAUUCCCAUCAUUCAGGUUUUGUACAAUUCGACGGAUUCGAUGAUAGCUGCGACGACUUUCAUGACGACGGUUCUGAUUCUGUUGUCGAUGGUUGGGACGAUUACUUGCAUUGCAUCUUCGAGUCGCCAGCUUUGGGCAUUCGCGAGAGACAAGGGCUUCCCGUUCUCAGGCUACAUCGAAUACGUGAGUUGGGAUAUACCGGUCAACUCCCUCAUUGUAGUCCUGGUCGUGUCACUCCUCAUCUCAGCCCUCAACUUCGGCUCCGACGUCGCUUUGAAUGCCAUCAUCAGCCUCUCAGACGCAGCCCUCCUCUUCUCUUAUAUCAUUUCCAUUGGGGCUAUUCGGUUGAAACGUGUACGUAACGAAGAGCUCCUACCUCGCCGUUGGUCAUUGGGUAAAUGGGGUUCUGUGGUCAAUGAUGUAGCGUUAGCAUUCUUGGUUUUGAGCUUUGUAUUUUCUUUCUUUCCGGAGACACCGAUGCCAGGCGCGGCUGGGAUGAAUUGGGCCGUUGUGAUCUUCGCGUUUGUGAUCGUGGCGGCGGGGACAAACGAAGGGUGA